AUGCGGUUCACUGUGAGGAAGGUGCUGUUCGUGAUCUCCUUCAUUGUAUUGGCGGCGUUAGCUGCACACCUUGGCCAACAGAUGUUAGAAUGUCAGCAAAUUCUUGAUGAAGGCUAUGGCAGGAAAAAUCGUGGAGUCAUGAAGCCAGAGAGUGAAGAAUUAGUUAUGAUGGAUGCCAAUAAUGUAGAAUACAGAUACAGUAAAGACAUGCCUCUUAUAUUUAUUGGUGGAGUGCCACGAAGUGGUACAACCUUAAUGAGAGCAAUGCUGGACGCUCAUCCCGAUGUCCGAUGUGGAGAAGAAACACGUAUUAUUCCACGGAUUUUAGCUAUGCGCCAAGCAUGGUCAAAAUCUGGCAGUGAAAAGAUGCGCCUUGAUGAAGCUGGUGUAACAGACCAUGUAAUGGAUGCUGCUGUACAAGCAUUUAUACUAGAAAUCAUAGCCAAACACGGAGAACCUGCAAAACUUUUAUGUAACAAAGAUCCUUUCACUUUGAAAUCGUCCGUUUAUCUCUCCAAACUCUUCCCGAAUUCCAAGUUUCUGUUAAUGAUAAGGGACGGACGUGCCUCUGUACAUUCCAUGAUCACUAGGAAGAUAACUAUAGCUGGCUUUGAUUUAAACAGUUAUAGAGACUGCCUCACCAAGUGGAACAAAGCGAUAGAGAUUAUGUACGCACAAUGCUUAGAAAUUGGGGAGCGAAAGUGCCUUCCUGUUUACUAUGAACAGCUAGUCUUGCACCCUAAGCACACGAUGCAAGCAAUUAUAGACUUUCUGGGCAUAUCCUGGGAUGAUGCCGUGCUGCAUCAUGAGGAAUUGAUCGGGAAACCUGGAGGAGUGUCUCUUUCAAAAACUGAAAAGUCAACUGACCAAGUAAUGAAGCCUGUGAACCUUGAGGCCCUGUCUAAGUGGGUUGGGAAGCUUCCUACAGACAUUGUAGAAGACAUGCCUCGUAUCGCCCCGAUGCUUGCCAGACUGGGCUAUGAUCCCUAUGCCAACCCACCAAGAUAUGGUAAUCCAGAUGCCAUAGUUGUCAACAACACUCAUAAAAUCUUGAAGGGAGAUUUUAAAACCCCAAGCAGUCUGAAAGGAUACAUUCAGGUUCAUCAGAAUAACUCUUCACACUGGUGA
Molecule: messenger RNA, 1128 nt
Organism: Staurois parvus
Lineage: Eukaryota; Metazoa; Chordata; Amphibia; Anura; Ranidae
Source: the annotation of a GenBank genome assembly